This is a messenger RNA of Homarus americanus (American lobster), 5266 nucleotides long. It is a transcript of the gene rdgBbeta, whose product is annotated as cytoplasmic phosphatidylinositol transfer protein 1-like. The coding region runs from base 96 to 1064 and encodes 322 amino acids. The transcript is spliced from 9 exons. Gene Ontology annotation, cellular component: cytoplasm. Gene Ontology annotation, molecular function: phosphatidylinositol transfer activity; phosphatidylinositol binding. The record is from RefSeq and is a predicted model, not a curated record. Gene Ontology annotation, biological process: phospholipid transport. Lineage: Eukaryota; Metazoa; Arthropoda; Malacostraca; Decapoda; Nephropidae.
GACUGUCUCAGAUGGUUUAUAGUUAGUCUUUUCCUUGAUGACGACUUCUCUUCUGCUCUGCUAUCUCCCAUCUCACCUCGCACAACUGCCACAAAAUGCUGAAGGAAUACCGGAUAUGCAUGCCGAUGACUGUGGAGGAGUACCACAUUGGGCAGCUCUACAUGAUUGCCCGGCACAGCUCAGAACAGAGUGAUGGAGGAGAGGGUGUAGAAGUAAUUGAAAAUAAAGCAUACACUGACCCCAUCCAGGGCUCUGGGCAGUUCACUGAAAAGAGAAUCCAUCUUUCAGGAAAACUGCCACACUGGAUUCGGUCGUAUAUUCCCCGCUUUAUUUACCUGACAGAGAAGGCCUGGAAUUACUAUCCAUAUACAGAAACAGAAUAUACAUGUUCUGUUAUUCCACGGUUUGCCAUCAAAAUACGCACACGUUAUGAGAAUAACAAUGGAUCAUCAGAAAAUUGUCUUGAUAUAAAUGAGGAGGAGUUGAAGCAACGGACAGUUGAGCAUGUGGACAUCCUCGCCGAUCCAGUUGAUGAGAAGCACUAUAAAAAAGAAGAGGAUCCUUCUGUCUUUAAAUCUAAGAAGACUGGCCGUGGCCCUUUAACGGAAGGUUGGCGUGAUUAUUCAGAUAUCAUCAUGUGUUCUUACAAGCUUGUUGAUGUUUCCUUCCAAGUAUUUGGCCUGCAGACCAGGAUUGAAGACUUUGCACAGCGAGCUAUUCGAAAUAUCUUACUUAUUGGCCACCGACAGGCUUUUGCCUGGAUAGAUGAAUGGUAUGGCAUGACUAUAGAAGAUGUACGAGAUUAUGAGUGUGGAAUGCAAAAGGAAACUAAUGAAAAGAUUCGUUCAGCUCAGCAGUCUGCAGGCAUAGUUGACACAGAAACAAACACCCAGAAGACAGAUGAUAAUAAGGAAGACAAUGAAGAGGAAGACCUUGACAGCUCCGAAAACAAAAAGACAUUGAAGAAAAAAGAUUCCACUUCCUCCCUUGGUACUAACUCCAGCUCUUCCAUCUCACCAGACAAGACAGGCUACCUCUCUUCCUGGUUUAAGUGGUCUUCUUGAUUUUUUAAAUACUGUACAUGCAGAUUUAUGAUUGUUUUGAAUAAACUGUAUUUGUUAUUUUUUUUAUAAUGAAAAAUGAAUACCCAAUGCAUUUUUUUUCAGUAAUCUGCUUUAAUCGUGGAUAACUGUUUUGGCACAACUUUCUUUUCGAGAACUUGACAUUCAAUCAAAAAUUUUGACUGAACCAAGAAUAACUAUUACUUCAUUGACAUCUUGGUGUUUACCAGAGUUCCUCAAGUGUCCAUUUCAUUAUUCUUGUUUUUGUUUGUGCUUUUUAUUCCUGAUUAAACUCAGUUGGUAAAAAAUAUAUACAGUACUGUAUACAGUUUAGUUCUUGGAAUUAGUGUCAGAAUUUAACUAUCGUUAAUUCUCUAUACAUUAGUAUGGUUUGGAAGACCAUGGAGAUAUCUUAUGAAUAAAUUAAAUAUGGAGAAGAAUUGUGUUGCAAUUGUGUCCUUUUGCAAUGAUUUAUGUAAAAAAAAGAUACAGAAGAAAAUAAAGGAAUUUUUAAAUUAAACAUAAUUACAGCCCAUUUUUCUUGACAAUUCAGGAACUUACAUUAUUAACAGUUAUUCUGGUAGCUCAGGUUCCUCAGUUGUACUGUUGUAAUGCAUCUGUAAGAUGAUAUAUUUCUCCAGCAGCUGAAUACUCAAAGUAACUAAUGUUAGCUAGGCACAAAGAAACUUAUGUAAAUUACCGGUAAUUGUAAAUUUAAAGAAAUAAGUAAGAUGUUUAUUCAUAUCUUCUGCAUAUUUCAUGUAUAUAAAACUUCUCGUUGUCAUUUCUUUCCCACCUCUGCUAGGGAUGUCUUGUCAGGUUGUGUGUGUGCGUGUUUACAUUUGUUCAUCUGCUAGACUGUGGUUAGGUUUUUUGUUAGGUUUGCAUAAAUGUAACAGCUGUCUGACAGGGCCAUUUUUAUCCAAUGGACACAUUUCUAAUUUUUCUGCUUAUAUUCACUGAGCUGUUUACUACAUUUUAAAAGCAGAUUCGGUCUGAACAGUAUUGUGCCAGUUUUUAUUUGGAACUGAAUUAAUAUAGGUGUUUUAUCAGUCAUUGAGUUUAUAAUUUCUUUUAAGGCCUUUCAACCCAGGCUCUCAGCACAGAUGAGAUACUGUACUACCUAAUGACAUGUCACCAAAAAAGGCAUGUUUGUGAUUUGGCACUCAACUCUCCUAGAUUUUGAGAAUUGUAUGUGAUGUUGCUUAGAAAAGCCUAUACUGUACUGAAUUUCAUUUUUUUCAAUAUACUUAAACAUAAACUAGAAUGUAUUGAGUACACCGUAUCUAUAUUAAUAAGAAAUGAUUGUUAUCACUUUCACUUGGGAGGACUCUGUGGAGAUUUUUGUAUUUCAACUACUGUACUUUGAGAAAUUCAAGUGGUGAAAGAGGGCUGAUAUAUUUUAAUUAUGGUCUUGGUUAUUGUUAUACUUUUAAGGGGUUAUAUCAAGAGUUCAUAAUUGGCAUAAUACUGUUUUUUGGAUCUGUGGAUGUGUUAUGUGUGUGUGUGCAUAGGAAUGAUGUUUAUAUGUGUGUAUGGGUAAUAAAAUCAGUGUCGUGCUCGCUUAAACUUGCAAAAAUUCAGGUGUGUUGACAAGAUGGGUACAGUACAUCCCUUGCACACUGAAUCUUUGUGAGUGUUUAAAACUGUUAUGACAAUUUUUUUUUCGGCCCAUUGACAUGUUUUAAUUUUUUUGGAACACACAGAAUCAUGCCAACUUUGAAUCCCUGGUAUGACCCCAUAAUCACAUUUUAUAGUGUUUUUAUUUGGAAGAUAACUAUUAUAUACAUUGCAUUUCCUUGUUUCUUUUUAUUUGACCAUGCUUGUUUAAAGUCAUGUAAACUAUUCCAUACAUCAGUGUGCCUUAUACUCACUGAGAGCAUGAAAGGUUAAGUCUUGUCAUGCUGUGAACUGCCAUUCUCACAUAUCAUAUUGAAAGUGAUAUGAAUGUGGAAUUAAGGUGCAUAAUUGUUUGGAACAAAAUUAUUGCAUCAGUAAUGAAAUAUUAGUUGAAGUAUACUGCAGGAUUUUUAAAUAACAACUAAUUAUUAGUUCACUGCCAGUGCCAGAUUUAUUACAUAUAGAAUAGGAAAUCUAUAUUAUUUUCUGCAAUAAUUGUAUUGUGACCAGGAUUCCUCUCCCUUGAAUAAUUUAAUUUGAAGAAUUAUCAUAAGUUUACAAAUUUGUGGUGUCUAAAUGGGGCACAAGUAAUAUUAUAUAUAGGAAAUAAGCAGUACUGUAUUCAUUUGUAGAAGUGUUAAUGGUGUGUAUUCUAGGCUUUAAUAUUUGUUAGGAAGGAGAGCACUGUUUCUUUCUCUCUCUAUUUAUUUAUGUAUGUCAGAAAGUAGUGGACUGUUAUCUGCAUAUGUAAAUAAUUCUGUAAUGCCUGUACUUGAAAGAUGUGUAUCUGUUCGCUGUUUACAACAAUUGGUGUAUUGUAUAUAGCAGUACUGAAAUGCUGGUGAUUUUUAGUUUUACUGUAUAUGCAUUCAUAUAUAUAAUAUUUAUAUUUUCUCUUCAUUAAUCCUUUAGGAUAAGCUAAUGAAAAUUUGCACAAAAUUUCUUAUGGACUUGAUCUUUGGUGUGUUAUCUCUAUAUACAUUUAUGUAUAAAUGUGGUUACCUUUUUAUGUAUCUUGUCUUACUUAUCGCUUCAACUCUUUACAAAUGUCUAUGAAAAUUGAUGAGAUGUGUGAAAGAAAAGUUACUGGUGGGGGAUAUUUUCUGCAUGAUCAUCUAAGCCAAAAUGUUUGAUACAUUCUUAAGAAUAGUUGUACAGUAAAUUGUUAUAGAUGAUAUAAUCUGAGUCAUAAUCAAGAGAGAUUAAAUAUCUUUUAAUGUUUAUAAAAUUUUACAUGUUGACUCAAUUGAAGAUAUUUUCUUUUGGGUAAUUUUUAUUAGGUAUCGUAAUAAAAAUUAGCAAGCAUUGUUGUGGGGUGCCCCUCGAGGUGAAAUUUUUUUAUCUUUUAUUAUUAUUAUUUGUUAAUUAAACUACUACUGAUACUUUGAGGGUAAAAUUCAUCACUCCACCUUCAUGAACCUUGCACAACCUACUGAUUAUACUUGAGUGUUACAUUAUAUUGUAAGGACAGUCCUGCUUGUACAAAAUUUUAUAAAUGAUCAUGUGAAUAGACUUAAACUUUCUUGUAAAUAAUCCUCAAUUUGUCUCUUGAAAGUAUAUAAUGCACAUGAAAGCUUAUGAUUAUGAUGGACACUGUUAUAUGGACACUCAACAUGGUUCAGAUGUACCCGAUAAUAGUACAGUACUGUAAGUAGUAAAAGAAACCUGGACAGUAGAGCUAAAAUUCUUAUUGGUAUAAAAUGUAGCUUUAACUCACUACCACAUCAGUAAAAGGCAGGUAUUAUUCACUAAUUCUUUGAUAAAAUGUUAUACCAAAUAUAAAUAACUUACAAUUAUCCCAAGUACAUGUGUGAAACAAUACAAACUAAGAAAUACCCUUAACAGUUAACACAAAUUUAAUAAAUGUAGAAGAGCUUUUAAAGGUUUUGUUGCACUUGUAAGGUGUACCUAAAAUCCUAAGUUAGUCAGUUAAUUCCAUAUGACCUCGGUUAACUGUCAAUAAAUAGCUAUAUUGAAGGGUGGAUGAACCAAAUACACUGUUUGCUUCUAUUUUCAUGUGGAGAGGGGACCAUUAGCAAGCAUUAUUUUAUAAAAAUCUGACCAAGAAAUAGAGUCCAUAAAAAUGUCUUUCAAACAAAAAUGUAUAUUUAUGUAAAAUUGCUACCAUUAGACACCAAGCAAUAGUCAAAUAGUGUAGGACUAGACAAAGUGAGAUGAUCUAACUUCUAUUUACAUUGGGGUAAAAAAUGUAUUCACGAAAUGAGUUUUGGGUGAAAUUUGCCCCCUUUUUUACAUAUCAAGUCAAAGUAAUGUAAGUAUAUCAAGUUUUCUCAGUUGCUGAAUCUUACUGUUUGACUUAACAUUUUUGUUGUGAGUAAUUGAUAUCAACCAAAACAUAGUACUGUGCUGUAGUUUGUUUUAUAAAGGGGUGGCGUGGUAGAUGUUAAAAUGUUAUAUUUUUGUAUAUAUCGUGUAGGUAUAAUUAAAUUUUAGUUAGAAUAACAAUGAAAUUAUAAACUUAAAAUUUUUACUGAAAUGGAUGUAUCAUUGAAGGCUAAAUGUAUGUGGCUAUACAGGUAUUGUGUAUUUAAUUUUUGUCACAAAUAAAGGAUUUAUUUCACUAA